Molecule: messenger RNA, 636 nt
Organism: Eruca vesicaria subsp. sativa (arugula)
Lineage: Eukaryota; Viridiplantae; Streptophyta; Magnoliopsida; Brassicales; Brassicaceae
Source: the annotation of a GenBank genome assembly
AUGGACGGGAUCACCUCAACUACACGAACGGUAAACUACGAGUCGAAGACUUGUGCGGUUGAUUCCAAAACUCCAGUAACAUUCUCCAUACGAAUCCGAGAAAUUGAACGGCAUCUUGUGCGGAAUCGUAGCGUUCGGCGUGAGAAUCUGGUGAAACAAAGAAUCAUAGCUUCCUCAACUAUUGGAUUCGAGAUCCCAUCUUGUUUUCUUGAUGGUGAAAAAACUUGCAGAGGUUACGUGGCUUACUCUUUGUCGGAGACAAUCAUACCCACCUGGAUUCAACCGUUUAUUCUUCCACAAAUCUGCAAAGACUCCAUCACAGAGGAGGGCAAAAGAAGUGGUUUCAAGGUUGAAGCUCAAGUUGAAGCAGUCAAAGAAACUUAUUUCAACAACUGUACUGACUUGAACGAUUACGAUUCUGAAGGUCGAAAGAUAGCAGCAGAGACGGAUUGUCCCAUCUGUCUACAAGAUUUUGGUAAGAACAUCAUCACCAAGUUGCGCUGCUGCGACCAUAGUUUCCACCGGAGUUGUAUUCUCACUUGGCUGAGCCGCAAGCCUUCAUGUCCUACUUGUCGUGAUGACAUACACAAUCCUCGACCAAAGAAAUUUACACCAAAGAAGGCAUAUUUCGGGUAA